ACCCCUUACCCACCCCUGCCCCUUUCUCUCUCUCUCUCUCUCUCUCACUGGGCAAACCCAAACCCUAACGGCGGUAGGAACCCAGCCCCAUCCAUCGCCGAGCUCUUCUCUUCGGAUAGACGGUGUUGUCGCCGCCGGUAGAGACAGACUUAGGUGCUGUCUUCGCUCGUGGAAGGUCUGCUCGCUUCUCGAUCCUCUCCUCCUCGACGUCGAGUGCUUGCUCGGAACUGUUGGCGACGCCGCCGCGAAGGGCUUCUCCAUUGUCGUCUCUCCUCGAUUUGUUGGUUCCCAUCUCUCUCUAUUCGAGGCUCCGAGCUCUCUCUGUCUCUCUUUCUCACUGCGACUUGUCUCUCCGUCACCUUCUUUCCUCCCUCGCCGCCGGAGAAUGAGAAGGAGAACAUCACAAGCAAUUGUAUUCAACAAAUCUGAUAUUGCUAUUCACAAUUCACCAAAAUAACUGCGGUAUUGCGAUUCUGUUGUUGGGAGUUGAUCCGAAAAAUGGAAGUUUUGCUGCCAAAACUUCCAUCUUUCAAGUUCUCAAGCCCCAUUUGUUGCUGUUCAAUAAGCACUAGGAGCUCUUCGUAUGUGAAAUUCGGAUUCCGUCGAUUUUCUUCUCUAUCUGUUUGUGCAUCAACCGUUAAUGAAGCUGUAGCUGAACCAUCCCUUGGUUCCCCUUCUUUGGGGCACACCACAAGACCCCAUUUUCCUAUACUUCACCAGGAAGUAAAUGGCUCAAAACUUGUUUACUUAGACAAUGCAGCAACUUCUCAGAAGCCUACCGUUGUUUUGAAGACACUGCAAAGCUACUACGAAGCAUACAAUUCGAAUGUACAUCGGGGCAUACAUUUCUUGAGUGCAAAGGCCACGGAUCAGUAUGAAGCAGCUAGAAGGAAGGUUGCAAGUUUUAUAAAUGCUUCUGACUCCAGUGAAAUUGUAUUUACGAGAAAUGCUACUGAAGCUAUCAAUCUAGUGGCUUAUUCUUGGGGCUUGUCAAAUUUAAAAAGAGAUGAUGAGAUUAUACUUACGGUUGCUGAACAUCACAGUGCGAUUGUUCCUUGGCAACUACUUGCUCAAAAAGUUGGGGCUGUUUUGAAAUUUGUGAAUUUAAACCAAUAUGAAAUUCCAGAUAUGGACAAAUUGAAAGAACUGCUGUCAAGGAAGACCAAGUUAGUUGUUGUCCAUCAUGUUUCAAAUGUGCUUGCAUCGGUACUUCCUGUUAGAGAUAUUGCUUACUGGGCUCAUGAUGUUGGAGCAAAAGUGCUUGUGGAUGCCUGUCAGAGUGUUCCACACAUGACAGUUGAUGUUCACAGCCUCAAUGUUGAUUUUCUUGUUGCUUCUUCUCACAAGAUGUGUGGGCCUACAGGUGUUGGAUUCUUAUAUGGUAAAAUAGACCUCUUGUCGUCCAUGCCUCCCUUUUUAGGUGGUGGUGAAAUGAUUUCAGAUGUAUUUCUUGAUCACUCAACUUAUGCUGAACCUCCAUCCAGAUUUGAAGCCGGAACACCAGCAAUUGGGGAAGCAAUUGGUUUAGGAGCAGCAAUUGAUUACUUAUCUGGGAUUGGUAUGCAAACCAUACAUGAUUAUGAGGUGGAGCUGGGAAGAUAUCUUUAUGAAAGGCUCCUUUCAAUCCCAAAUAUUCGCAUCUAUGGGCCGGCACCUUCAGAAAAAAUUAAACGAGCUGCACUUUGCUCUUUCAAUGUUGAAAAUAUUCACGCUACCGAUCUUGCAACAUUUCUUGAUCAACAGCAUGGAGUGGCUAUCAGAUCGGGUCACCAUUGUGCCCAACCCCUCCAUCGGUAUUUGGGAGUCAAUGCAAGUGCACGUGUAAGUCUCUAUUUCUAUAACACUAAGGAGGAUGUUGACAAUUUCAUCCAGGCCCUCAAUGACACAGUCAACUUCUUCAAUUCAUUCAAGUAAUCAGAAGGUAGGGACGUGCUAUCAAUUUUUCUUUUUGUAUGUCAUCUCACUGUUAGGUCAAUUGGUAGGGACGUGCUAUCUCAAUGUUCUUGAAUUAAAUUCCUUCUAAUGAUCUUAGUGGUGGAGGCGUUUUGUAAAUUUUGGGUUUCAUUGUCUAAAUUGUGGAACACCACCACAUCAACCUCCUAAACUUAUAUGUAUAAUAAAAUUGAUGCUGAAUUUCUGUAUCGAAACAAAAGAAUGAUGCUUAGGCAUUGUUUUAUACCAAGUCAAUAUUUAAAAUCAGUUGUAGCUUA
Messenger RNA from Arachis stenosperma, 2210 nucleotides. RefSeq names its product cysteine desulfurase 1, chloroplastic-like. Gene Ontology annotation, molecular function: pyridoxal phosphate binding; cysteine desulfurase activity. Bases 499 to 1914 code for a protein of 471 amino acids. The transcript is spliced from 12 exons. The record is from RefSeq and is a predicted model, not a curated record. Lineage: Eukaryota; Viridiplantae; Streptophyta; Magnoliopsida; Fabales; Fabaceae.